CUCGGAAUGGCUCGUUCAAUGACAGUGCUACGAUAGCUAGGAUGCCCAGCCUGAAAUGGUCAAUCCUACAAAAAUAUACGGCUCAACUGGAUUGCUGCAAUGCUUCGAGUUGAAGUACACGCCUCGUCAAUCCAGCUGUCUGGGACAUCCAGGUAUCGUUCUUUGUCCCGGACCAUCUCAUAUGUCGAGCAGAACUUCUCGUGGGCUUGCAUACGAACGUUUGCCAUGCGAAGAUAUUGACACUGCGGCGUGCGAGGGCAGCCUGGACAGCGAUAUCGGCUUGCAGAAUGCCAUUUGCGACGAGUUUCCUGACAGACAGCGUGUGGAACAAAAUCUUCUCCGUAAAGUCGACCUUAGGAUGUCCAUCCUCGUCCUCAUUUAUAUCUUAAACUAUAUCGAUCGCAAUAAUGCAGCUGCAGCUAGAUUACGCGGCUUUGAGGACGAUCUUCAUUUAGAAGGGCAACAAUUCAAUACCAUAUUGAGUAUUCUUUACGUCGGCUACACACUAAUGCAGGUUCCAUCCAAUAUGUACUUGAACAAGAUAGGGAGGCCCUCCAUAUAUCUACCGAUAUGCAUGGCAAUAUGGGGUCUAAUAUCAGUCCUAACGGGAACGACAAAGGGCUUCCUUGGAGCUGUAUGCACUCGGUUUUUCCUGGGAUUCGUCGAGGCCGCAUUCUUUCCUGGUGCUUUAUUUCUCCUAUCUAAAUGGUACAAGCGAAGAGAGCUUGGACAACGAACAGCGAUAUUAAGCUGUGGUAUUAUGAUCAGUAAUGCCUUUGGGUCACUUUUGGCAUCAGCUAUUCUGGACGGCAUGGACGGAGUCAUGGGUAUCGCAGCUUGGAGAUGGCUGUUUUACAUCGAAGGUUCUAUGACCAUUUGCGUCGCAAUAUGCGCCAUAUUCAUCCUUCCCGACUUCCCUGCCACUACCACGUCGUCUUCCUGGCUCACAGCCGAAGAACAAGUUCUUGCUCAAUUACGAAUGGAGGAAGAUGCUGGUGUAGAUGAUGAAACUGAGUGUUCCAAAGGUGGGGAAUCGGGUCUGAAGCAGGCAUUCGCAGAUUGGAAGGUCUGGUGGCUUGCGCUUGCGAUGGCGGUCUUGAAUGUCUUGCUAUCGUUCAACGCCUUUUUUCCAACGUUGAGUGCAACGCUAGGCUACAGUUCGACUGUGUCAUUGUUGCUUUGCUCCCCACCUUGGCUGUUUGCAACAUGCGUGGCAUUUUUGAUGUCAAGACAUUCUGAUGCAACAGGCGAACGUUUUGGCCACAUUAUGAUACCUUUACUCGUCGGGAUCGCCGGGUUUAUGAUGGCCAUGGCGACUAUGAACACCGCAGUUAGAUACCUCUCAUUAUUCCUGAUGGCUCAGUCUUAUACGGCAUUUGUCGUGUACUGGGCAUGGGUGAGCAACUCUAUUCCCCGUCCAACAUCAAAGCGGGCCGUAGCCCUUGCAUUCAUCAACGCAUUCUCGUCAUUAGGAAAUAUCGCUGGCUCCUACGUCUGGCCAAAGUCAUGGGGUCCUGCCUAUUGGAACUCGUAUGCUAUCUGUAUAGGAAGCGGUAUUCUUUGCAUCGUAAUGUCGUGGAUAUUCAGGCGACACUUGGUGCGGUUGAAUCAGGAGAUCGAAGCAAAUAAGACAGAAGAGGGGCUGGAGGACUUCACAUAUCUGCUAUGAUUAAUGUCAUCAUGGGCAGGCUACUAGUAAUAUCUACUGCAUUGUAGUAGUCGACAUUCUUUUGUGCGUAGAAAUCGUCGUCGUUUGGUCGUCGAUUACCACAAUAUAUAUAUACUUGCCAUGUU
This is a messenger RNA of Suillus subalutaceus, 1794 nucleotides long. RefSeq names its product MFS general substrate transporter. Gene Ontology annotation, molecular function: transmembrane transporter activity. Bases 56 to 1669 code for a protein of 537 amino acids. The record is from RefSeq and is a predicted model, not a curated record. The transcript is spliced from 14 exons. NCBI's taxonomy places the organism in Eukaryota, Fungi, Basidiomycota, Agaricomycetes, Boletales, Suillaceae. Gene Ontology annotation, cellular component: membrane. Gene Ontology annotation, biological process: transmembrane transport.